This is a messenger RNA of Formica exsecta, 774 nucleotides long. Its product is annotated as WAS/WASL-interacting protein family member 1-like. The transcript is spliced from 2 exons. The record is from RefSeq and is a predicted model, not a curated record. NCBI's taxonomy places the organism in Eukaryota, Metazoa, Arthropoda, Insecta, Hymenoptera, Formicidae. Bases 1 to 774 code for a protein of 257 amino acids.
AUGGCGACCAAAGCUGGGCGAAUAUGUUUGGAAGCGAAACUAACCGCUAUCCAACAAAGCAAACGCAUUCAAUGCAAAGCUCGCGCCAAAGUUCAUCGGCCCACUAGAAGUACGUCGGCUUAUUUCGCCGGUAAUCGUCGAUCUCCGGAGCAAACGCGGGAAAUGACGAAAACAAUAACGAGGAGGACGACGAGCAAAACAACCCCACCACGAGCUAAGAAUCAAAAGCCGACGAAAGGAGAGCAACCAGAAAGAUCACGAGCUCAGAAGCCUUCGAGAUGGAUAUCGAGAGACAUCCUCGAAGCUAUUAACGAGAUCUUGGAAGAUCCCGAGCCGCCCUACGGCACAGGGGUGCUGGAAGUACCGCCGAUCUCCCGGCCGCCACCACCAAGACGGCCGCCGAAGGUCGGCACCGCCAUCCAGCGGUCCGACAGGACAAACCAGCGGAAGCUGGCCAUGUUGGCCACACCGCCGCCGGCGCUAACCGCCUGCCACCGUCGCCGUACAACACCAGCACCGAUGAGGUCGCCAGCCAAGCGACCAAGAUCGCCACCGGGCCAGGAUCCAGUACCAGAGGAGCGAACAACGGGGGAAACACCACCCGCCCCCCCCCAUGCCCGAAAUCCUGGUCCCGAUAGGGCCCGCGCCGGCACCUCCGAUCAUGGUGGAACUCGAGCCGGGACUAGUAGCGCCGAUCACGUAUUUAGCGGUACACGUGUCCCGGCGAUACAAAAUACGGAUACCGCAAGGACGAUGGACCUUACGGUUCAAUAG